Messenger RNA from Penicillium coprophilum, 2265 nucleotides. Its product is annotated as putative microtubule associated protein (Ase1). Gene Ontology annotation, biological process: mitotic spindle midzone assembly; microtubule cytoskeleton organization. Gene Ontology annotation, cellular component: mitotic spindle midzone; spindle; cytoplasm. Gene Ontology annotation, molecular function: microtubule binding. The transcript is spliced from 5 exons. The record is from RefSeq and is a predicted model, not a curated record. Lineage: Eukaryota; Fungi; Ascomycota; Eurotiomycetes; Eurotiales; Aspergillaceae. The coding region runs from base 1 to 2265 and encodes 754 amino acids.
AUGGCGGUAGACACUGGCUACCUGACCACUCAGGUCAACAACAUCGUCGCUCAGCUCCAUGGGAUUUACGAUGACAUUGGAGUCCCUGCGCGUGAGCGCGAGUCCCGCGAGGCGGAGCUCUUCAGUGCCCUGUCGGAGACAUUGAACAAUCAUCUUAAGGUCGUUGACGAGGAGCGAGAGGAUAUGACGCAGGAAGCAGAGCGUCUUAUUACAGCGAUUCAACAAAUGGAAUCUUCCCUGAGCGAUGAACGGGCCAAUGGUCAAUACGAACUGAACCGCGACGACCUUCGAGUCACUUACCCACUUAACAAAUGUAUUAGUUUCUUGCGCGAGAAGAAUGAGUCGAUGAGCAAACUGCAUCGUGAACGCUUUGAGCAGGUUAAGAAACUUGUCGACGCGCUUGAAUCUUACUCCUCACACCUCGAGCCAUCAUUUGUUAAGCUCGAGCUUCCUCCCACUGCGCCAGGAGCCUCGAUUCCUCCGAGCUUCGAUCUUUCACCUAUGUAUGUGACCGCCUUGGAUGCCGAAUUCACCCACGUCUACGAAGAAUACCACCGUCGCAUUGCCCAGGUCCAAUCUGCCUGCGAGGAAAUGAUCAAACUUUGGGCCGAGCUCGGAACGCCCCAGGCGCAAACAGACUCCAAUAUUGUGAAGUGUUACCGCGAAUCCCCUGAGCAACUGGGGCUCCAUGAAGAUGAUGUCGCCAACCUGAUGGCCAAGCGCAAUAAAUUGGUGGAAGAAAAGAAGAGCCGUGAGCGCAAGAUCAACGACCUCCGAAAUACUGUCAUCUCUCUAUGGGAUCGCUUUGGUGUUGAGGAGGCCGAUCGCAAAGCGUUCCUGGCUGCAAAUCGUGGCUGCGGUUUGCGCAUAAUUAACGACCUCGAAGAGGAAUUAACACGUCUCAACGAACUUAAGAGACAGAAUCUCCACCUGUUUGUGGAGGAUGCUCGCUGCCGAUUGCAGGAGCUUUGGGACGGUCUCUUCUUCUCCGAAGAGGAAAUGCUCGAUUUUACACCUGCAUUCUCCGAUGUGUGCAGCGAUGCCUUGCUUGAGGCUCAUGAGGCCGAAAUUACACGACUGGAGCAUAUAAAGGAGCAGCGCGCUCCUACCCUCGAAAUGAUUGACAGACACCGCACUCUUCUGGCAGACCGCGAGGCACUCGCAACGUCAAGCCAAGAUGCAUCCCGCCUCAUGGGCCGCGGGAACAAGGGAGAGAAGCGUGACCCCGGAAAGCUUCUGAGAGAGGAGAAGAUGCGCAAGAGAAUCGCCAAAGAAUUGCCGAAACUCGAAGCUGACCUGCGGAAAGAGUUGGAACAUUGGGAAGAUGAAUUCGGCCGACCAUUCCUGGUGCAUGGUGAGCGAUAUCUCGAUUCGUUGACACCUGUCAGGUCCAUGCUUCCACCGCGCUCAAAGACACCAUCUGCACCACCAUCGACAACCAAAGCAAACACAAUGAGACAGCAACCACCCGCCCGCCCUGGAAGCUCCCUGAGAGGGCCUCCUCCUCCCCGCUCAGCUACCAAGACCCCCACUAGCAGCGGCCCAGUCAAACACAAUACCAUUGGAUACGGUGCCUCUCGAGCUGGGGCCACAUCAAGAGCUGGUGCAACAUCCCCUUCGAAGCUUCCCGCCCGUGUUCCGCUGGGAAAUAUGCCCCAUGGGAACAACUCCCCUGAGCGUCGUAUCCAACCCGGUGCCUACUCAUCCAGCACACUUGGAAAGAUGCCGCCCCCGCGCGGACCUCCCCCCACGGAUGCUGCUAUGUCCAGUGCCUAUGUUCGGCCUGUUAGCCCCGAAGACGUCUAUGAUGAUCGGCAGCGAUCCUUCAUGAGCAAUUCAGGAUUUUCAAACUCGCAAAGAUCCACCGGAUUCUCUCAUUCAUCUCACUCUUCACAAUCGUCACUGUCUCUGAACUCUAAUCAGACAUUCCCCCGACCAAACCCGUACUUGCAGCAUGCAGCUCCGCCCCCAGCUGCCCGUCAGGUCUCUAACGCCUCUACAGUCAACACUGCAACCUCUGGAUCUGAAAACUGGGAGACUUUUGAGGACGGCUCGGGAUCAGAGGCCGAUCCUAGUGAUAUUUAUUAUUCUAAACUCCGUGCUGCACAUGGAGGAAAGCGAUUUGCACCUGAGGACGGAUCAGAUCUCACUGGCAAGAAGUCUAAGGGUAUCCGCAGUGUCAGUCCAGAUGGUCCGCAUCCCGGGCAGGUCCUGCGUGUUGCUGGCAGUGACAACGAGUGGGCCGAUGACUAUGAAACUUACUAG